ACUCCGAACACAAGCUGCUUCGGUUUCGGUUUAUUUUCCGUUUCUACAGAAGUUCAGUUUCAGUAAGUUCAGUCAUAGUCAGACAGAACGUGAGUGAGUGUCUUAAAAGAAAUCGUACGUGCGUCGCUGCCGAGAGUUUUAUCGAAUUUUCCCAGUUAGUUGUCAAACUCAACACAAACACACUGUGUUUUGAUGCAUAAAUAAACAACGGUAUUUUCAUUAUUUAUUUCAGGUGCAAAUAGAGAAUAUUGUAAAUUUAACGGUGUUCCAAUCCAACCCAAUUUUAAAUUAGGGUACGACGAUACUAGAAAAUAAAAAUAAAUAUCCUGCUGGGAAUUUCAAUUUUAGACUUACAAACCUUGUGGGGUUUCUUUCCUCACAUCCUUGUCCUGAAUUCCCAAUACGAGGAGGUAAUUUGUGUCUUUUACGUCGCAGACAAGAAAAAUAAAAAACAAAAACGGAAUUGAAAAAUUGUUACCGUUAUCGUACCGUUAGUCGUUGUCGUCAUCGUCAUCGUAGUUGAAGUCCGAAAAAAAGUUAUUACCUUCGAAACGUCACCGAGCACGACUUCUCUCAGAAAAUAAAUAAAUAAUUCAAUGCGGGUGUUCCCUUAGAUAAAAAUCCAUCAAGUUUCUUCCGAGUGCUAAAUGUCAGCUGGUGCGUUCCAGCAGAAGUGCAAGCGAGAGCGAGAGUGAAAAAAAGUGCUUGUUUUUUUUUUUAAUUUUUAGUUCCUUUUUUCGGUUGUUUUUGGGUUCUCUAUCGUGAACGUGAAGGAUUUAUUUGUUUAGCACAGGAAUUCCCGUAAGCUUAAGGCAAGCAAAGGCACCAUCAUCAUCAUGGAGGUGUGCUGUUUAAAAAUGGCAUCGCGGUGCAAGCCAUCUCGACCGGUACUAAUGGAUGUAUCGAGAAUACCUGCGGUCAGUUCGUCACAUGAUUGCGGUUCACUGUCAAGAGUAGUGAUGGUCCGGAAAACUGAUCAGCGCCUGAUUAACCAUAAGAAACCUCAUAGUGAACCACAAUGCGAAGUUGUUACAUUCGAGACAAUCCAAACCUACAAAGGACACAAACCAGACCGCACAGUUAUAACAAAAGAACGCCGUGAUUUCAAUUCCACCACAGAUAUCCGCAAAUCGCCCAGCGUGGUGCGAUUAAUGCGGCGAAGUGUAACACCACACAGCGAAGGUCAAUCCCUAACGGUGUCCACAAAUGAUGUGUGCUUCAAUGAACGCCGAUCAGUGUCUUUUAGCAAUGGAACAAGCAAAUCACAGUUAAGCCUACGACAGAAAUCGCCAUCACCGUUACACAUGAAACGUGGCUACGGCGAAUUUGAAUUGGACUGUUUGCGGGCACACAACGAAUAUCGGAUAAAACAUGGCGUUCCGGCGUUGAAGCUCAACACAAGGCUUUGUAAAUUCGCCGAAGAAUGGGCUAUGAAUUUGGCGAAUAGAGCAAAUCCAACACAUCGUAGCAAUUCGCCGUAUGGCGAAAAUAUCUUUUGCAGUUGGAGUUCGGCUCCGAAUGGUGCAAUUGUUGAUGGGCGGGAACCAGUUGAACAUUGGUACCAAGAAGGAGAAAAUCACAUCUUUGGAAAGGAGCCGGCAACUCUUCGAACGGGUCACUUUACGCAGGUCGUAUGGAAGGACAGUCGAGAGUUGGGUGUCGGACAGGCACGAAGCAAGUCAGGUCAGGUGGUUGUAGUGUGUAACUAUGAUCCGCCGGGAAAUUUCAUUGGCAGUUUCGCCGAGAAUGUUUCACCAAUCGGAGGCUUCCCAUUGACACCGAAGAUAAUUGUGGACAAAAUCUCGGAAUCUACAGACACCUCAUUGUCAUCGAGUGGUUAUAGCGAUGAGAUGAGUGACUUUGUGGUAAAAGUGCUAAGGUUUCACAAUAUCUACAGAAAGAGACAUGGUGUUCCAAUGUUGAAAAUAAAUCACGAUCUGUGCCAACUAUCGCAAGACUGGGCGGAGACUUUAGCACGUGAAGACCGUUUUGCAUACCGUCCCCAUUGUACGCACGGCGAAAAUAUCUACUGCCUCUGGUCGUCAGAUCGCAAUGCUAAAGCCAGUCCCAAGGAUGUCUGUCGUUCAUGGUACGAAGAGCACAAGGACCACAAUUACAUGGUCGAGCCUAAAGGGGUAUUCCGUGCUGGUCACUUCACCCAAAUGGUCUGGAAGUCAACAACUGAAUUAGGUGUUGGUGUUGCGAAGACUCGCAAAGGCAAAGUUGUGGUUGUUUGUAAUUACAGUCCUCGAGGGAAUAUUGUUGGAGAUUUCCUGGCAAAUGUCUUACGACCUCAUUAAUGUAGAGAGGUCAACUGGUCAAAAGGACUGUUGGAUUAAUGAAAUGAGUUUAUAUAUAUUUUUAUUUUUGUGUUAUUUUUAAUUAUUUUGUUUUAUGUUUUUUCUAGUACGUAGGUUAAGUGAACUGGCGUGCCUGGGUAAAAAUAUUAAUUGAAUUUUAAACGGGUAUGCAUCAAAUUGAAGGCUGAAAGUUUAUGUUUUUGUUUUAUUUUUUCCUGCUCAAUUAAGGAAGAGCGUAUUUUUGUGUCUAUAAAUAAUGGCCGAUAGAAAAACACAUUUGUUUUGGGGGUAAAUCGAAAGAAAAUGAAAAGAAUUUGUAAAUUUUUCUAAUUAUGUAUUUUUUCUAAAGAAAAAUGUCUUUUAUUCAAAAAUUUUCAAUUUGUUAUUUAAAGAAAAAACAAUUAAGAAGUGAUCUUUUGUUUAGGAUGGUUUUUAUUAUUUUAUUUUAAUUUUUUGAACUUUCUUUAUAAAAAAAUAAAAUCAUCUUUUAACCUACCGUCCAUCAAAUAUGAUGCCUUAUCUACACAUAAUGUAGAUAGCUUUUUAUGAAUAAAAUUUUAAGUUUUAAAAUGAAUCGUCUUUUAUGUUAUUAUUUGUUCAGUUUUAUUUGAAAAAGUGCAAUGAAAAGCUUGAACUUUUUUUCUCUUCAAGUCCUUAAAGAUUUGAACAAAAUUAUUGUUUAUUAAAACGUAUACAUAAUGGGUUCUCAGGACUAUGACUUGCUUUGAAAAUUGUGUUUGCUAAGUUGUAUUCAUAAGAUCCAUCAUUGUAUUAGAAAAAAAAACUUUCUUUCGAAGCACGAAGUUGUGAGCAAAUGCUUCAUUUCAUUCAUAUGACUCAUUGUACUAAAAAAAUCUUCUUCAAAAUAUGAUACAAAAUAUAGUUAUGGCUGGUUUUGCAUUUAACUCAAAUGAGUCUUUUUAUUAUAAACAAAGAACAUGCUACGAAACGGAAGUUUUAAGCACAUGAUUCACUUAUAUUUAUUUAUAUGAACCAUUCUGUUAGAAAAAUAACUUUCUAUAUAAAACUGAGUAUUGAGAUUAUCCGCUAAUUUAAUCAUAUGAGCUAUUUAUAUUAGAAAAAAAAGCCUCCUUAAAAAAAGAAGUUCGAGCAAAUACUUCAAUAUUAUUCAUAUGAAAUAUAAACACUUGGAUCUCACUAAAAUAAGAGAUUACACUCAAAUUACAUCAAAUAAAAGUUUUUCGAAGGGUUUUGAUAGCUCUAGUUUGAAACCGACCUUAAAAUUAAUCUAUCACAUCAGGUUUUUCAGAUACAACCUUUUAUAUUUUGAAAAAAAUAUAUUUGGUUUUUAAGGCCAUUUGAAUUCAUGAUGAAGUUUUUUUCACUUAAUUUCGUGAUUGUUUUUCAAAUCUUAUUUCAAUAUUGCCUUAAAAAAUGUGCAGUAUCUUACUUCUUUUUCAAAAAAUUGUAAUAAGUUGCAAGUCUUCAUCUACGAUACAUUAAUUUAAAAAUAACUCUCAAGCAUUUUUGGUAAACGAUUUAUUUUUUUUAUUUUAUUUAUUUAUUUCGAUAUGGCUAUACACAUUAAGAUAUAAUAUCUUAUAAACCAGUGAUAACCUAUUAAGUUUAACAAUGAAAGCAGUGAAAUAAAAAAAGAAGAAAAAAGAAAGAUAAAGUUGUAGGCAAAAAUUAUACAAUAUUUAUAAUAAAAUUUAAUGAUUGUUUAGAUAUAAAAGGAUUGUUAAUGGAAAAAAGCGAAACGUAUAAAAGCAAUGUUUGAUCUUAUUACGAAUUCGUCUUGAGGUUAUAUUAAUAAUUAUUUAAAGCACAUUAAAAAAACAAAUAUAAAAAUAAUUUUGGAACGAAUAUUUCCAAGUCCGAGCUCAUGUAGUUAAAUAUCGGAGUUUUCAAUUUGAAUCAAUUAACUCUAAAACGAAUUAUUCAAACACAUAAGGAAAUUUUAUUCAAAAAAGUCUAAGUUAGAUACUGAAAUAUUUAAACCGUCUCUAGAACACAAAGAUUUGGACUUUGAAAAAUCAUCAAACUUUUUGUUGUGUUUCAACUUCGUCUUUAAAAAAAAUGUUUUUGGUUAACUUUAGCGUUUUUAAAAAAACUUGAUUUGAUAGAAAAAUUCGAAAGCGAAAAUCGAAUUCAGGGCAACUCAAUUCUUUAAAAAGGUAUUCUUAUGUCAACCAGUGUUAUUGAACUUAAGACCUGGUCGUUUCUGAAAAAUAAAAGGACUAUGUAAAAAAAGGUAUAUAAAUUAAGACCCAUAUUCCAGGAGGCAGAAGUUUUGUCUAUGAUUGUCCCAAAAAUAAAAUAGAUCUAUUAAAAAAGUUUGAAUGACGUGAGUUUACGACACUGAUUCUUGUUGUUUCAGCCAUUUCGCAAUGUUGUAAAAUUUAAUAGGGUUUUGUUGGUUACUGAGCCAAUAUAUUUAUUUAUUUACAGUUUGAUUUUUUAAUCAAGUGACAUUUUUCAAAAACAACUGCAUUAUUGGCCCAGCCAUAAGGGCCUUGUCUCAAGUAAUUGGAAGAAAUUAAAAGAUUCGGGUCUUAAAAUAUUAAUUAUACAAAGCAAAAGAAGAGUUCGAAAAAUGCAUUGCACUUCAAUUUUAUUUUUAAUUUGAUUUCUUAAUUAAUUAAGAUUUAAAAAUAACAAAUUAAGGCAUCAUUUUAUAAAAAUAUGGCGAUUUCAACAAUUUUGUUCAAUCACUUUGUUUACAUAUUUGGCUUAUUAAAUUAUUAUGAGCGAGAAGACUUAAAAUCGGCAAAGCAGAAAAAAAGGAUGAGAGAAAAAGAGAAAAAGAAGAAAUAACAAAAUUAUAUAUUGUAGACAGAAAAAUACAUAAGUAAUAAUUGAAGAUGAAUACCUAAGUAUACCAACCAAACUCAAUUUAACUUAUAUAAAAAUAAUAAUAAUAAUGUUUUUUGCCUAAAACAUUUAUAACUAUAUAUUCAACGUGUACAAUCGACUUCUGAACUUUUAUUAACACUACAAAAAUAUUUUAAAUUAUAGAUUUAUUAUUGCAAUUCAAAACAAAAAAUAAUAACAUCUUUAAUAUUUUAUGUAUUUAAAUAUAUAUUUCAAGAAACAAAAGUAUUAAAAAUGUAAAGAAGAACAAAGAAACAAAAUAAAUAUAUAAUGUAAAAUGCAAUUCUAUACCUCCAUUUAAAAGCUUGAUAAAAAAAACAACAACAAUAUUUAUUUACAUAUUUUUAAUAUUAAAUAAACAAAACAAACAAUUUUUACUUAACAGCAAGUUUAAUGCAUUAUGCGCACAAAACAAAAUAAACAAUAAAACUAAAACGAACCUCAUAUUGGUUACAGAGAAAUUAUGAAAACUGUUAUGAAAAAUAAUAUUUCUAUUUAAAUAAAAACAAACAAUUUAACCAAUAAUGCAAUGUUUUUCUCGAUUUAUAAACAAAACAAAUAACUUUAAACAAAAACAAAAACAAAAUAAAUAAAAAUGAAAAUGAAAACGAAAACAAUUUUAACCCAAGCGCCUUUGUAUUUGUUAACAUACAUUAUGGGAAAAAACAAAAUAAACUAAUUAAUAAAUUAAUUGAAAAACAGCAAUAAAAUGUUUAACAAAAAAAAACAAAAGAGAGCAACUAAAAGACGAAUAUUAAACUAGAAACUUUUAUAAAAACGAAAAAUAAUGUUGAUAAAAAACAAAUUAUUAAAAAACUCUUAAAAAACUUUUUCAAGUGGACGCACUGUUAAUAACUAUAAUACACAGUUAAACAAAAAUAAAAUAUAUUAUUAACAAACAAUGAAGAAAACAUAACUUAUUUCCCUUGACAUUUUUUUCUGUAAAUUAUAUUACUUAUUUCUGUCUAAUUUUCUUGACAAAAUAUUUAUUUUUAUGUGUGUCAAUUAUUACAAUAAUAAAUAAUAAUUAUAACAAAAAACAAUUGAUGGUUUCAUAAAUAAUUUUGAAAUCACCAUGUUGCCAUUAUCACUUAUUAAUGAUAAUUCCAAGAAAAUACACUUUUAUUAGUCUAUCUUUUUUAAAAUAUUUAUUCAGAAGUGAAAAAUAUAUGUUUUUCUUUUUGGAUAUGCUUUGUAUAAAAAUAAAAAAGUCAAAAUUUGUUAUUAGAAAAUCGUACUCGUCAUAGGAUUGGCAAUUGGAUUUCUAAACGUAAUUACUUUUUUUUCCCAGGUAAUUACCACAUUAAGUGCAAUCAUUAUUAAUUAAUAAUGCAAAUAUUGUAUUCUAAACAAAAAACUAAUAAAAAGGAAAUAUUUCUUAUUUAAGACA
Eupeodes corollae is the source of this 6525-nucleotide messenger RNA. RefSeq lists its product as uncharacterized. The coding region runs from base 837 to 2300 and encodes 487 amino acids. Gene Ontology annotation, cellular component: extracellular region. The record is from RefSeq and is a predicted model, not a curated record. Lineage: Eukaryota; Metazoa; Arthropoda; Insecta; Diptera; Syrphidae. The transcript is spliced from 5 exons.